AUGAAGAGCGCAGGUGCAGCAAGGCAGACAGUGAUCAAAAGGAUCGAAGAUGCAGAGAAAAAUGGUAAAUCAAUCGACAAAUGGAUCGAGGAUAUGAAUCAGCUUUAUAGAAGCAAGCAUCCACCGGCUGUUCACAUAACAAAACCAAUGCCUGACAUUGAUUCUUUGCUUCAACAAUGGCCAACCGAAGUAGAGGAGAAGCUGAACGAAGCUGAAUUGGAUUUCACCCAGCUCGAUUGUGAAUUACCCGAGUUGAUCGAUGUCAUUUGUAAUUUACUUGAUAUUCCUUCUGAUGAAGAAACGAGACUGGAAGCCCUUCAUACACUCUUCACUCUUUAUUUGGAAGUUAGAAAUGCUAAAGCCCAGAAAUAUUAA
Osmia bicornis bicornis is the source of this 375-nucleotide messenger RNA. It is a transcript of the gene IFT46, whose product is annotated as intraflagellar transport protein 46 homolog. Bases 1 to 375 code for a protein of 124 amino acids. Gene Ontology annotation, cellular component: centrosome; motile cilium; intraciliary transport particle B. The record is from RefSeq and is a predicted model, not a curated record. Lineage: Eukaryota; Metazoa; Arthropoda; Insecta; Hymenoptera; Megachilidae. Gene Ontology annotation, biological process: intraciliary transport; cilium assembly. The transcript has a single exon.